AUGGAGUCCGAGGAAAUCGAAUUCAAAUUAAUCGACAAGACGAAAAAGAUCGAAGCAACGUUAAGUUCUAGACAACCGCAAAAUACCAACGAAGCAUCGAUCAGCCAUUGCGACCGAUUGCGACAAGUGAAAUGCCCCAAGAAAAUACGAUUGCAACUAAUACACAAGAAAUCCCUUCUUCGACACCCAAUGGCAAUGUAA
Paramuricea clavata is the source of this 201-nucleotide messenger RNA. Lineage: Eukaryota; Metazoa; Cnidaria; Anthozoa; Malacalcyonacea; Plexauridae. The record is from the annotation of a GenBank genome assembly.